AUGGCAGACUCAACUGAACUCAAGUUCAGCACGCCCAGCGCGAAGAUCGAAGGAGAGUUUGAGAGGCCUUCUGGGUUUCCAAGACUUAGGCCUGCUUAUAUCCUGAAGUUCAAGCUUCCGGCUGCGAGACCGAUUGGACAAAUUGCUACUGGCGAGACAUUGACUCAGUUCACAAUUACCGAUCCGAAAUCGGGAACCCUCACCACCGUAGAAGGAUACGAUGCCAAAGUCGAAGGCACCGUCGUUGCGGGUGAUGAUUGGCUACUUAUCGAUGCCGAUGGUGCGUAUGCGCGACCGAACGUGAAGCUUGUUGUUGAGUCAGUUGGAGGAUGGUACCGUAAGUUGUGUCUCGCAUAUGCCGCGGUCGACAUGAAUCUGAGAUCCAUCAAGAACAUCCAAUGCAACUACUCCGCCGUGGUCGCCGUCAGCCAACCGGUCCUCGAAUUCAUGGCUGGCGCCCCUAACGCAAAGACUAUUCCAUUCGGAGUUGCCACAAAUACCGUCACGUUCAGAGCUGGAAACCCAAAAUACAAACAUUUGAACAGCAAGGUGUUUGUGGCUGAUAGUCGCUAUAUCGUGAGUCGGGAUCCAUUGGUACUCGAGGCUGAGACAAGGAUUUCGGAGGUUGUGCCUGCUACGGAGGUGGAGUAA
Molecule: messenger RNA, 651 nt
Organism: Talaromyces amestolkiae
Lineage: Eukaryota; Fungi; Ascomycota; Eurotiomycetes; Eurotiales; Trichocomaceae
Exons: 6
Coding region: 1-651 (216 amino acids)
Source: RefSeq, a predicted model, not a curated record